Pseudoliparis swirei is the source of this 2890-nucleotide messenger RNA. RefSeq names its product integrin alpha FG-GAP repeat containing 1 (gene itfg1). The transcript is spliced from 18 exons. Gene Ontology annotation, cellular component: plasma membrane. NCBI's taxonomy places the organism in Eukaryota, Metazoa, Chordata, Actinopteri, Perciformes, Liparidae. The record is from RefSeq and is a predicted model, not a curated record. Bases 12 to 1796 code for a protein of 594 amino acids.
CCAGAAGAAGGAUGUGGAUAUUCAGAUGCAAUAUUUUGGCAUUUGUGUUACUUUUGGUGGGGCCGUACAGCGCGUUUUCUCUGCAAGAUGUGACGGCCGAGCUUUUCGGUACCGAAAACUAUGGGACGGUGGCAGCGUUUGGAGAUUUUAACGCGGAUAAGCAAACAGACAUGUUCAUCAUCAGAGGGCAGUCCGAACUGGUGAUAUUCCUGGCUGACUCAAAAACACCUUACUUCAAGCCCAAAAUUAACAUCACAAAGGACAUUUUCCCCAGGGACACCGUCCUCACCAGUGUGGUUCCUGGAGACUAUGAUGGGGACUCUCAGAUGGAUGUCCUUCUUACAGCUCAGAUCUCGAAAUCCAAGAUGACAACUGUGUUCAUCUUCUGGGGGAACAACCAGACAUUGGAUAUGAGUGGGUGGCUCGUGCUGAACAAGACCUUCACAGAUCAGCCUCUUGUUAUGGAUUUCAAUGGGGACAUGAUCCCGGACAUUUUCGGAGUCACCGAUUCCACACCGUCCAUAUUCACCGAAGUGUGCACUCUCACCAAAAGGAUUCCCGUGUGGCAGAAAGCGCUGAGUUCCUCCAUCAACAUGCGCACCCCUCACUCGAACGCUUUCAUUGACCUCAACAAGGACUUCACCGCUGAUUUGUUCCUGACAGCCGCUGGGCCCAAGUUUGAGACCUGGAUCAGUGAGGACGGGAAUUUCACCAGACAAGAAGUCAUGCCGUCGGAGCCACCGGCCAAGAUUGUCGGACAGUCCUCCUUCGUCGACUUUGAUGGUGAUGGCUACCAGGACCACCUCCUCCCCGUGUGUAUGGAUGACACCUGUCAACACAGUGCCAUCUUCAUGGCCAAGUUGGGCUCAAAGGAGUGGGUACCAGUGCUGUUGGAUUUCCAGCAGAGGGAAACGAUUUGGAGCUUUGAUCUCAUGAAACUCACCACCCCACUGGUCCUGCACUUCGGGGACUACAACCUGGACGGCUUCCCUGAUGCGCUGGUGGUCCUGCACAACACCAGUGGCAGUGGUCAGCAGGCCUUUCUGUUGGAGAACGUGCCCUGUAACAACGCCAGCUGCCACAGUGUUGGGAGGAUGUUCCACAUCCUCUGGGACCAGGCAGAUUUGGGAGCCAUCCAAAAUGCCGUCAUGGCAACAUUCUUUGACAUCUAUGAGGACGGUAUAUUAGACAUGCUGGUUCUAAGCCAGGCAGAGGGCGAAGGCGACUUGAUCAUCCACGCUUUGAAGAACAAUUAUGAAGCUGAUGCCUACUUCGUUAAAGUGAUGGUGCUCAGCGGCCUCUGCUUCAACAACUGUCCAGACGAUGUCAAGCCUUUUGGUGUCAAUCAGCCUGGUCCCUAUGUCAUGUACACCACAACGGAUUCUAACGGCAACCUGAAGAACGCCUCAGCCGGUCAGUUGAGCCAGUCGGCCCACUUCUCCCUCCAGCUGCCCUACACUGUGCUGGGCCUCGGACGGAGCGCCAACUUCCUGGAUCACCUCUACGUCGGCAUCCCCCGACCAUCCGGAGUGACGGAAAUCCGGAAGAAGGAGUGGACGGCCAUCAUUCCCAACUCUCAGCUCAUCGUCAUCCCCCUCCCACACGACCAGCCCCGCCGUUGGAGCGCUAAGUUGUACCUGACCCCUAGCAACAGUGUGUUGCUGACGGCCAUCGCGCUGAUCGGAGUGUGCGUCUUCAUCCUCGGCAUUAUUGGCAUCCUCCACUGGCAAGAGAAGAAAGCGGACGACCGGGAGAAGAGGCAGGAAGCCCACCGUUUCCAUUUCGAUGCCAUGUGAAGGAGGAGAACUGCAUUCUGGGAGAACGUCCUCUCCAAAUCGGCCUCGCCCUUCUUCUCCCGUCACACACACACAUUUCACUCUGCCUCGUUUUAAGGGCCAAUAAACGGAUCCUCGUUUGACCCAAAACGUUUCUUUUUUAUAUUUCGUAGUCCUUCAGUCAGACAUGAUAUAUUUAUGUUCCAUUUUAUUUAUUCAUUCUGGUGUUAGAUGUUCAAGAGCUCCAACAAGUCCUAAUGGGCAGGGAUUAUUAUAGGAUCAUUUCAGGAAUAAAAAUGACACUAAAUUCCGUUGAAAAGUCCGACAAUUGAGUCCAAUAUUGUCCAUUUUUUGUUUAUUCACUGGAAGGGAAACACCUUGGGGACCGGGUGUUAAAAAUGUUUAAUGUUACUUGAAAUCCAUGUGUGUUUGUGUUCCUGCCCAUUGUCUUUAGUCCAGUUGAUUCAUUUCUGUCAUUUUUCAUUUUAUUGAAAUAUAGUAAAUAAAUUCUUCUGAUUUUAUGAGCUGUAAAAUUACAUUGAACAAUAUUCUGUGAUAUCAAUCUCCGCCUUGCAGCAGCUGCUGUUGGUUGCAAAGUGAACACAAUACGGACUCACGUCAUGAUUCUGUGGAACACGUCUCUGCUAACAAUCUCACCCGAAACUAAAAUGAAGAACGGCCUUCAGGUCUGCGGAGUGCAAAUUCUUUCUUUUUUUCUCAGUUGAUCGUAUCACAGUGCAUCGUGGGAGUGCCAAACAAGAGUUUCUGUGUUGCAUCCUGCAAAAUGUCUAAUGCUACUGCAUCGAGGCUCGGCAAACGGUCUCAAAACACGUUUUCCUGUUGAACUGCUGAAGUUGGCGGUCGAUUCCAGCUUGUGUCGAGACGUGGUUUUAUAUUCCGUUGUCUUUUUUUAAUCCGGCAAAGUGCUGCAGAUAUCUCUUUCACUAGAAUGAGCCCAUGCCUUUGCAAGCUGUUUGCACUUUUAAACUAUUAAUUAAUUGCGGGUUUGUGUAAUUUAUUUCAUUUUGACGAUUUGUUUUACAAAUGAAUGUUCAAGCUACUAAAUGUGUUUACUUAAUGAGGUUCAGAAUAAAGGUUUCUUCUGCUUAAAUGAA